CCGCCAUGGAAGGCAUGGAUAUAUCUCCUCAAUUUAAAACGACAUCCCUCUCCGUCCCGUCGCCGACCGCCUCACACGUCGCUUGCCUCUCCGGCGCCCGACUGCAAAUCCGCUGCCUCACCUCUUUCGAAAUUAUCCGCAGCAUUCUACUUCCUUCCUCGCAUGAUCUCCGCAUUUCCCGCAUUGCAUGGUCUCCUCCGUCCACGACUCGCCCACGUACAUCUACACCUCCGCGCCACCAUCUUCCCGUCCGCUCCCACCGCGUCCUCAUUGCCGACGAUGACAACACGCGCGUCUAUGACCUCCGCGACGAUAAAUGGAGUGCCGUGAUAAGCAAUGGCUCAGGGGGCAUGGGCAAGAAUGUGCAUGUAGAGUUUGGGAGGACGGAAGAGGAGGUGUGCGUUUGGAGCGAUUUCGCGUCGAAGUUAGUAGUGUGGUGUUUGAGGACGGGAAGAACGGUGGAGAUUAGGGACCCGAAGUUCAUCGGAAGGGGGAGCCGAGGUUGGGGGUAUAGGCCGAGGAGUGAGGUAGAGGGAGAAGCGGCAAGAGGAGUGGGAGGGGUCAUGGCCGUGUUGUGUCGCAAUGCAGGACAAGAUGUUUUGAUGCUGCUUGCGCCAAGGACGUAUACUGUGCUGAAGAGGGUGGAGCUUCCGACUGUUGACGCGCAGGGGCUGAAGUGGAGUCGGGAUGGGCGGUGGAUCGCGAUAUGGGAUGCUGCGAGCGCGGGAUACAGUUUGUGCAUAUACACCGCGGACGGACACCUCUACCGGACGAUAUCGCGCGAACCGUCGGACGAGUUGAACGAGUGGGGGAUAGAAGGCCUAGGGAUCAAGAACGUGGAAUGGGUACCGGGGAACGAGUGGUUAGCCGUCGGAGGCUGGGACCGACGCGUUCGGAUACUCUCCACGCGAACGUUUUCUCCGGUCGUAUAUCUAGAUCAUACAGCGCAGAUAUGCGUUCCCACCGUGCCGGUGUAUACGGAACAAGUCGAUGCGAGCGGGGCCAGGAGCUAUUCGGUCACUCAGCAACCUGUGACCCUGCCGAAAGCUCCGCUCGAGAAGAACGACAACGGGCUCAUGAAGCAGGGUAUCGGUCUCAUGGCAUUCAACAGCGAGGGCACGAUGUGCGCGACAAGAGAGGAUUCGACGCCUACUACGGUGCGCAUAUGGGAUCUGAGGAGUUUGAAGCCGAGGACGAUUCUCUUACAACACUCGCCGGUUAAGAGCCUGCGAUGGCACCCCUCAAAUCCCGCUCUUCUUUUCAUCCAGACAGCGCAGGAUUCCCCAGUGCUCUAUCUGUACACCGCGCCAACACUCUCAAACUCUACAUCCUUAUCGACUACGGUCCUCGCUCCACCGUCCACCCUCGACCUCUCCUCCUCUAUUAGCAAACCUGCUGGCUCCUUGCCCCCCAAAUGGUCCACCAGCUGGCUCAACACACCCACAGACAAGAAACCCGCCCUCGUGUUCGGACAUCAAUCCUACAUAAUCCUCUGGCCAGAGGGCAGAGACCAGAUUCUGAAGUUCGAGAACCAGGAGGCGGAUGAGAGUGAUGACAGUUUGUAUGAUAUUCUGACGGGCAGGACGCCUAUUCCACCACUGCAUGGAAGUGGAAGUAGUGGAUUUGUAGACGUGGAGGCGGAUGGGGGAGAUGAAGGAGGAAUGGGGAGGGAAAUAGAAAUAGGGUAUGAAGAGAAUACGGGGAGCUUUGAAGAUACGUUUAGGGAGAGGAGAAAGGGGGUUAAUGGCACAAGAGGGGGUGGCGCGAGGGGGAGAAGCGUGUUUGAUGAGAGCGGGUUGGAUGAAAUGUUCUGA
Messenger RNA from Trematosphaeria pertusa, 1814 nucleotides. RefSeq lists its product as uncharacterized. Gene Ontology annotation, cellular component: MWP complex; mitotic spindle; microtubule organizing center. The transcript is spliced from 2 exons. Bases 6 to 1814 code for a protein of 602 amino acids. Gene Ontology annotation, molecular function: protein binding. The record is from RefSeq and is a predicted model, not a curated record. Lineage: Eukaryota; Fungi; Ascomycota; Dothideomycetes; Pleosporales; Trematosphaeriaceae. Gene Ontology annotation, biological process: microtubule anchoring at mitotic spindle pole body; mitotic sister chromatid segregation; protein localization to mitotic spindle pole body.